Zychaea mexicana is the source of this 1887-nucleotide messenger RNA. RefSeq lists its product as uncharacterized. The transcript is spliced from 2 exons. Bases 1 to 1887 code for a protein of 628 amino acids. NCBI's taxonomy places the organism in Eukaryota, Fungi, Mucoromycota, Mucoromycetes, Mucorales, Lichtheimiaceae. The record is from RefSeq and is a predicted model, not a curated record. Gene Ontology annotation, molecular function: DNA-binding transcription factor activity, RNA polymerase II-specific; zinc ion binding. Gene Ontology annotation, biological process: regulation of DNA-templated transcription.
AUGGCCAGUAAACCACCACCGAGCAAACGUCGUCGUCAAGUCGAGACCUGCAUCAACUGUCGCUCAUCGCGAAAGCAAUGUGACAAAGGCAACCCGUGCCGCAACUGUUUGGAAAACAACCGCAAGUGCUUGUAUGCCAAAGAGUUCCCGUACAGCAACUUAUCUCCAGAGGAACAAGCAGCUAUCCUGGAACGGCUGCUAUACGAAACUCGAGGUAAAUUCAACCUCCUGAAAAACUAUGUGGAACAGAACGCUGUCAAAGACUGGGAGUCGCAGGUGGUGAUGGCAAGCACCAAGCGUCACUUGGCACGUAACAUCCGUCUUGAGGCCGAUAUGUACAAUUACAUGCGACGCUAUACGGCGAGCUGGCUCGUCAACGUGUCCGUACCUGGCCAGCCGGAAUGGCGGGUCCAAGACAAGGUGUUCAAGAAUGCAUUCGGCCGCAACGGCUUCAUUAUCAAUCUGAUGGGCACACUUCCCAGUGAAACGAUCCCACCCUUCCCGCGCAUGCUCGAAGAUACCGACCAUUUUUCAAUUGACAUUGCGCGCGCCAUGGUCUCUGUCGAAGAAGUUGAAAUGAUGAUUGCGCUGUACAACGACUGCUACUCCUUUUCGGCUCUCCCAGAUUUCAUCUCGCCGCAUUUCGAGAGGAACGGCGAGUACGAUCUACUUCUCAGCUCGGUAAUGACGCUCAUGCUCUCGCACUGUGUCAAUUUGCACGCCAUGAAGGUCGACAACCAUCAAGUGCUGUCGAAUGCAUUCUAUUUCCACACCAAACAACUGCGCGACGCUCGCGUGGCCAACGGCAUCGACAUCAUGACGCUGCAUGCCACGUUCAACAUGAUGCUUUACGAGGCAGAAAACGGAUAUUUACAGCAGAGCGGCAUGUCACGACAAUACAUGUCGAUCAUGAUCGACAUGCUCCAUGCCCACUAUGGUAACAUGUCUGUAUGGCAGCAAAAUUUAUUGCGACAUCUGUUCUGGGCUAUCCACACCGCGGAUUGUGCUUUCCACAACAUGCAGAUGCAAGACCACGUGCUGUGCGCUCCAUACAUGCACGUCCACAAGCAACGUCCGUCCGACCAGUCGCUCCAGGUUGUCGACAAGCUCAAGGAGGAGUACAUUUACUAUCGCUGUCGCUUGGCUGAGAAUAUCCGGCAGAUUUGGAAGACGUGUUACGAGGUUGAAGCUCCGAGUGUGGACGGUGCACAAGUCAAGGCCCUCGAGGACGAAAUGUGGGAGUUGUACCGCGAACUGCCCUCAUGGAUUACAAGCGAAGAGGAGCUCAGCAAGAUCGCCAUUGAGUCGUGCGAAGGCUACGAAUGCUUCUGUGGCCAGCCCGACCAGCACAGCCGCACCCAUCCCAUCUGUCAUCGCUCGCUGGUCGAAGUCUGGAUGCGCCGCUUGCGUUACCAUUUCUUAGUCGAGUGGCACGGCACAUGGCUCCUCUUAUACCAAAUCUUCUUACCAAAGGCCGGGGACGUUGUGCAGCUGCCGUUCAUUCGCUGUAUGGAACACGGCAAACUGAUGGUCGAUGUCAUGGACCGCUGGGCGGACGACCCGGACUUUUUUGAUUGUUACUGCUACCCUUCGCUCAAAACAUUGCUCGUGGCAUCACACGUCCACCGCUACCUCCUUGGAUCAGAAAUUCCUGAAGUCAGACAAAAAGGAUACCAGCUCCUCCACCAACUGUACACCAUCAUCCGCCGCUCAAACAUCUACCACAUGUACAAAAACACCAGCUUCAUUCUAGGGAUCAAGGCCACAUUUAGCGCAAUUCGUAGCGAUUACAUUUAUCCGGAUGCCGGCCAGAUUAUUGACAUUUCAACCGCGGCUGCAAACAGCAACGAUGCAGAUCUGCAUAUGUUUUCAGCCGCCGCUUCAUAA